AGUCUGAGUCGGCCCAGAACUGGGAGGCUGUGGGCGCCUAACGCCUCCAAGUCAGACAAAAUGCGCUUCUACGUCAACGUGUGUCACAAAGUCCUCCAGCAGGGGGCCACCAGUACAUGCCCCGAGGACGCUGCCAUCUGCGCCGUGGGAAAAGACAAAGUUGUCAGCUUGGGCAAAUUCCUCACCUCCCCGACAAAAAGAAAUGACAGCAACGACAUACGCCUGGUCUACACAGAGGGAGAUGAAUGUAGGAAGAACAUGAAAGUGAAGAGCAUCAUGAUUCUGAAAUGCAAGCCAGGUGAUCUAGAAAGUGCUCCCAUCAUGCGGCACAUGUCCAGUGAUGGCUGUGUGUAUGAGUUUGAGUGGUACACGGCUGCAGCCUGUGUUAUGUCCAGGACAGUCGGGGACAACUGCAAGGUGGAAGACCCCCAAGCUGGAUUCUCAUUUGACCUGUCCCCCUUGUCUAAACCCGGAGGAGGCUUUUACAAUAUGUCCAACGGAGAUUAUGACUAUUUCAUUAAUGUCUGUGGCUCUGUCACUGCAGCCAAAUGCCCUCUGAAAGCCGGGGCCUGUCAGGUGGACCAGAGUGGCUCGAACUCAUGGAGCCUGGGGGAGUUUAACUCUCAGCUGUCCUACUAUGACGGGAUGAUCAAGCUGUCCUACAGCAACGGCUCUCGGUACAACAACGUGCAGCACACACUGCGCUCCACCAUGAUCUCAUUCCUCUGUGACCGAGAGGCCGGCGCCGGCAAGCCUGAGUUCCAGGUUGAGGACAAGUACACCUAUAACUUCAGGUGGUAUACAUCCUACGCCUGCCCAGAGAGGCCACAUGAGUGUGUGGUGACAGACCCCAAUACACUGGACCAGUAUGACCUGUCCAG
Molecule: messenger RNA, 881 nt
Organism: Oncorhynchus masou masou (cherry salmon)
Lineage: Eukaryota; Metazoa; Chordata; Actinopteri; Salmoniformes; Salmonidae
Product: cation-independent mannose-6-phosphate receptor-like
Exons: 6
Biological process (GO): lysosomal transport
Molecular function (GO): D-mannose binding; signaling receptor activity
Source: RefSeq, a predicted model, not a curated record